Messenger RNA from Echinops telfairi (small Madagascar hedgehog), 2510 nucleotides. RefSeq names its product lipase maturation factor 2 (gene LMF2). Gene Ontology annotation, cellular component: endoplasmic reticulum membrane. NCBI's taxonomy places the organism in Eukaryota, Metazoa, Chordata, Mammalia, Afrosoricida, Tenrecidae. The transcript has 14 exons. The record is from RefSeq and is a predicted model, not a curated record. Gene Ontology annotation, biological process: protein maturation. The coding region runs from base 93 to 2174 and encodes 693 amino acids.
AGCCUCAAAGCCAAGAAAGGACUUCGCGAAGGGGCGGCACCUAGCGGGCAGGCGUCCACUUCUUCUGCCGGCGGGCCGCGUUGCUCGCAGACAUGGCAGGCUCCAGACUCCCGCGGCAGCUCUUCCUCCAGGGCGUGGCCGCCGUCUUCAUGUUCGCCUUCGCUUCCCUCUACAUGCAGAUCCCGGGCCUAUAUGGUGCAGGGGGCAUCCUGCCAGCUCGGAAGAUGCUGCGGCCACAGGGCAAGGGGUGCUGGCAGCAGCUGUGGGAGACCCCGUCGCUGCUGUGGGAGGCGCCGAGGUUGGGGCUGGACACAGCGCAGGGCCUGGAGCUGCUGAGCCUGCUGGGCACACUGCUGGCCCUGGGCGCCCUGCUGCUGCACCCCCUGCGCAGUUGUCUCACCUACCUGCUGCUCUGGGCUGCCUACCUAUCAGCCUGCCAGGUGGGCCAGGUGUUUCUGUAUUUCCAGUGGGACUCCCUGCUGCUGGAGGCUGGCUUCCUGGCCGUGCUGGUGGCCCCACUGAGGCAGCGCCCCCUCCAGAGGAAGCCCCCCCAGAGUGGGCUGGCGGGAGCCAUGCCCCAUGAAGACCUCCCCUUCUGGCUGGUGCGCUGGCUGCUCUUCCGGCUCAUGUUCGCCUCCGGCGUGGUCAAGCUGACCAGCCGCUGCCCAGCAUGGUGGGGCCUCACUGCCCUCACCUACCAUUACGAGACUCAGUGCCUGCCCACCCCCGCUGCCUGGUACGCCCAUCACCUGCCUGCGUGGCUGCACAGGCUCUGCGUAGCUGCCACCUUCCUCAUCGAGGUUGCCGUGCCGCCUCUGUUCUUCAGCCCUCUCCGCCGCCUGCGCCUGGCGGCCUUCUACUCCCAGGUUCUCCUGCAGCUUCUCAUCAUGCUGACCGGCAACUACAACUUCUUCAAUCUGCUCACCCUGGUGCUCACCACCGCCCUGCUGGACGACCAGCACCUGCACACAGAGCGAGGGCACAGCCGGAAGAUGCCCACCUCCUGGCCCAAGACCCUGCUGGCUGCACUGGCCCUGCUACUGGAGCUGGCUGUCUACGGGCUGCUGGCCUAUGGCACUGCCCACUACUUCAGCCUGGAGGUGGACUGGGAGCAGCGCACCAUCCAGUCCAGAACCAACUUCACCUUCCACCAGUUCUCCCAGUGGCUCAAGAGCGUGACCCUGCCCACCAUGUGGCUGGGAGGGGCCUCCCUGGCUUGGGAGCUGCUGGCUGCCCUCUGGAGGUGGACGCAGGUGCGUGGGUGGCUGUGGAAGCUCUGGUCUGCAGUCCAGCUGUUUGUCUUUGGCGUGGCUACGGUGGCCUUGUUCACGAUCAGCCUGGUGCCCUACUCCUACAUGGAGCCAGAUACCCAUGGGCGCCUCUUGCCCGUGGCCCAUCGCCUCUUCAGCUCCGUGGAGCAUCUGCAGCUGGCUAACUCCUACGGCCUCUUCCGGCGGAUGACUGGUCUGGGGGGUCGGCCCGAGGUGGUGCUGGAGGGCAGCUAUGAUGGGCAACACUGGACGGAGAUCGAGUUCAUGUACAAGCCGGGAAACAUGAGCCGGCCACCAGCCGUGGUGACGCCCCACCAGCCACGUCUUGACUGGCAGAUGUGGUUCGCUGCACUCGGCCCCCACACACACAGCCCCUGGUUCGCGGGCCUGGUCCACCGGCUGCUGCAGGGCCAGGAGUCAGUGAUCCGCCUGGUUCAGAGCGACCCCAGCCGGUACCCUUUCCACAAGCAGCCCCCGACCUACAUCCGCGCGCAGCGCUACAAGUACUGGUUCACGCAGCCUGAGGAGCAGAGCCGCUGGUGGCGCCGCCAGUGGGUGGAGCAGUUCUUCCCACCGGUGACCCUGGGGGACCCCACGCUGCAGAACCUGCUCUCACAGUUUGGGCUUCAGGACAAGAGUCCUCCUCGCCCUCGCAGUCUCAGCAGCCCGCUGCCCCAGGCCCUGCACUGGGUCCGAGCCCAGUUGACCCCCCUGGAAGCCCCCAACCUGCUCUGGGGGCUCCUUGGUGCGGCAGGGGCCAUCAAGGUGGUGCAGGCCCUGCUGGCCCCCCGCCCCCCCACACCCAACAGGCAGGAGAAGCGCAAAGGUGCCCCCCAGGAGCCAGGAGCUGCAGCCCAAAACGGCUGCAGCAGUGGGUCCAGGAGCCCCCGGCGCAAGAAGUAGCCGGCUCUGUGGAGACGCGGGAUCAGCGACCCAGCAACUAGGCCUCUGUCAGCAGAUGCAAUCAGCCACAACACAAGUGCCUUAAUCGCUGCUGCAGCGCAGGGGCAGGUGGGCGUGCUCCCUACUCUCAAGGCUCUCCGGGGCAUCCUUGCUACACGGGGCUUGGAGGCCCACUGGUCAGCCCACACCUUCUCUGACCUUGGUGAUGAGGAGCCGUCGGUCCAGAGGGGGCGAAACUGCAGCCUCACCUCGGGGACUGAGGCCGAGUUGCUUCUGAGGGGGCUAGACCAGGGUUUGGAUCCGUGUGCACCAAUAAAAGGCAUCUUUUAUGUUAAA